This is a messenger RNA of Tigriopus californicus, 2300 nucleotides long. RefSeq lists its product as uncharacterized. The record is from RefSeq and is a predicted model, not a curated record. The transcript is spliced from 5 exons. Bases 1283 to 2230 code for a protein of 315 amino acids. Lineage: Eukaryota; Metazoa; Arthropoda; Copepoda; Harpacticoida; Harpacticidae.
UGAGGAAGAGAAACUGUUACUUUUGCACAAAAUAAAUAAAUAAAUAACAAAUCAGAAAUUGUACCAUAAAAUUGUCGCUACAAAAUUGCAAGCUUAUCGCGAAAAUUGCAGUUUUACGUUCUGAGCAGCCUUUGUAACAAAAUGCAGGAGUCGUUUUCAUCUCAUUUUGUUUGAACAAUAGCUAGCCCCUUGCUAUUUGUUGCAUUUUUGCUGCUCCAAUCUAUUUUUCUAAUUGUCUAAUCAACUGCUUUUCUAAUGCUUGUUACUGUUGUUGAAUGUGGGGUUUUUUUUCUUUUUUCUAAACUUCUAAUCCUCCACUCUCUCUAUAUAUAAAACCUUCUUUUGUGGUAAAGCAGGAGUAACUAGCACUGACAUCUUUUUAGAUAGAAAUACCUGAACAACAAAUUUUUCAGGUGGGUGGGCCGUGGGCAUGUCUUCUUGAGAUUCUCAUCAACAAUAUAUCUUAUGACCUAGUACUAACACAAAAGCAUUUCUGGUAAAAAAGGUGACAUCGUAGCUCGUUGGCUGGGUUUGUCAAGGUUUGCCAAAGGAAUGAGCGAGAAAUGUUCGAUUUUGGAGACGUCUCUGAGUGAAAGUAGAUAGAUAUGUCCAUAUCGUUGUAUGUAGUUUACACAACGCAAACUCCUCGUCCUUCGCUUGGUGGAAAAAGUCGUGGAUGUGUCGCGACUUAUGAGCUGUCAAUGCACAUAAUGCCUCGGAUCGUGUCUACUAGUAGUUGGUGGGCCCGUUUUUGGUGCAAGUCUAAUUGACACUUCAGCAUAGAACCUUUAAUACAAUCUCUGCAUAAGCGUCGUGCCCUACAGCGGCGCAGUACAAGAUAUGGUCAGUAGCCAUUUGAUUUAGUGUUUGCUCUUCAGGGAAACAUCAUUGUCAUAGUCGGUCACAACUCAUUAAAUGCGCAUGAAUGUAUGCAUGUCAGUCAAUUCAAUGUGCUUUGAAAGAUUUAUCACUAUUUGCUUGACGCGUCCGAUUUGCUAAAAAGUUACUAUCAAACCAUUCAUUUUUCCUACAAUAGAUGAUUUAGACCAUGUAAGACAACUUGGUCAAUAGAUCCGAUGGGUAAGGUCCGCCGCCCAGAUAUUGAUUUGACAAAACGGAAACCUUCCCCAAGUUUUGAACUCAUCCUACUCUAUCUAGAGAUAUAACUGAUAUUUGAGACCAGGUCAGUCUGUCCCCACGUUCACGUUCACGUGCAACUCAAUUUGGAGCCUAGAAAUUCGCCUUAGGUUGUCAAUACUUUAAAGUAUAAAGUAAGAAAGAAAUGAAAGCCUGGGCAAUUAUUUGGGGAUCGAUAGUGGCUUGGUCUCCAUUCGUGGUCUUGUGCAUGAGAGACCCACCCAAAUUGGAUUACGUUGGGUGGAAGACGAUCAAUUCUGGGAGUGCCCAAGCGAGAUUGAUCCCCGAUGAACCCACAAGUAUUGUCCCAUACGAUCCCUUCUCCAACUCGAUUCUCAACGAAAGACAGGACUUUAAAUCGGCUCUCAUCUUCGAAGAGCUAUUUCCACUUCAGGAGCGAUCCAUUUUGGGCGAGGAGCGAUUUUUGAAGUCUUCCAAGAACAUCACAGGAAGUGUCGGAAAUGCCAUUACACUUUUUACUUCUCCGCAAGGAUCCCUCGGAUUUCUUUUCAAUGUGUCGCUGGCGUAUGUUCUCGUUCAAGCGUGGUGGAUCUUCGCUCAUCUCGUAUUCUGGGACUAUUCAACGACUUUGCCCAGUGAGGAGUUCUCGACAGCAGCCCUUGUGGGAUUCUUAAAAAACACGGACGCAGCUUUAUUCAACCAAUUGGCUAUUUGGGGCACGGGUCUUACGGCGAGCAUUCUCUUUCUCCUGCCUCCGCUUAUACUGAACUUGUUUCCUAACUUAGCUGAAGGCCUAAGUGUCAUUGGCAGAAAGAAGAGGUCUCCUCAUGGCCGACGGAGUUUACCUUUGUUCACGGAAACUGAUAUCAAAGUCGCCAUCCGGAAAACUUUGUGCCCGCUUUGUUUGGCCAGACUGAUCGUGUUCAAUACAUUGGCGUUUCUGUCAAGCGUGGUAUUAUGGAAUAUUACUCCGUUUUUGAGGAAUGAUGGCUCGUCGGCGUUUAACUCAUUGAAUUUGGUCCGAAGGAAGCGACAUUUGGCCAAUAUACUACUACUUAACAAGCGGGAGGAAGAAGUAAACGAAUCGGAAAAAACUCUGGUUCAAAGUCUUUCCAAAUUCCAAGAAGUAUAGUCAAUGACCAAAAUAUAGAAAGUUACUUAGUUUUAUCAAAUGAUCGAAAAUAAAGCGCAUUUCCAUUCUU